CAUAACCACUUAAACCCGUGAAAGUCGCGCCCGCUGCGCACACGCAGACACGAUGAUCCGUUUAACGGUGGUUAUCCUAGCGCUGGUGGCGGCGGCCGCAGCCCUGCCCGCCGAGCUGCCCGAUCCCGGGGAAUUAGUGUUUGUCCUGAACGAAGACGACUGGGAGGACUACCUGGACGCUUGGCUCGCAAACGAGUACCUAAAGUCGGGGGCCAACAUUACCAGCCACAACGGAGCUCGCAAUGGGUGUACGUUCAGAGUGAACGGAGACCUCGGGCAGCCUCAGCCGGUGUACUUGCGCGGAGGGAACUAUUUGUCCGCCGACGGCAACUCCGGCCAGAUCCGGCUGAGCUCCGGCGAGCAGGUCACCAUCGCCUGCACCGGCUCCGGCCGCACCAUCCAGCACCCCAACAUCGCGACCUCGGGGCUCCAAACAGCUACUGCUACAUGCGCCAGUGACGACCUGGUGAGCGGCAGCGGCUGGCUGAGUGGAAACAGCGCGUUCGGCGGCUUCACCUGCAGCGCCCACUCCUACCACGACACCCUCGGCACCAACAGCAGAUGCUACAAUGAUAACAUACUUAUCCAGUGAGCAUUC
Messenger RNA from Cydia amplana, 598 nucleotides. RefSeq lists its product as uncharacterized. The record is from RefSeq and is a predicted model, not a curated record. NCBI's taxonomy places the organism in Eukaryota, Metazoa, Arthropoda, Insecta, Lepidoptera, Tortricidae. Bases 53 to 592 code for a protein of 179 amino acids. The transcript is spliced from 3 exons.